AUGCGGGACACGCCACUGCGGUCUAUCUGCCCGCUCUAUGAGCUCCACCUCGCGGAUCGCUAUGAACGGAUAGGCUAUGAGACAGAGUACUUUUUUUUUCGGCAGAAUUGGAGGCUGAGAGAUAAACCAGACCCGAGAGAUCUUGAUCCUCUUCGUUAUGCGAUGCUCGCUUCUAUCAUGGAAGAACUACAUGAGGCAGUGACUUGGAGAUUAAGCCUCAGUCUACGGCAAAACCAUCAGCAUGUCUAUCGUGAGGAUGACGGGGACCCGUGGCCACCUUUCGCCCGGGAAGAACUACCAGCCUGGACAAAAAAUGCGAUGCCCAUGGAUCAAGAUCUAUUAAGACUCUCGUCACUGGAUGCCGAGGGGAAUCUGGUCCUUGAGAAGAAUUGCAAAGGUCUUAAUUUUGCUCGGCGCAAUAUCAUCACCAACACAAGUUAA
This is a messenger RNA of Penicillium coprophilum, 441 nucleotides long. RefSeq lists its product as uncharacterized. The transcript is spliced from 2 exons. The coding region runs from base 1 to 441 and encodes 146 amino acids. The record is from RefSeq and is a predicted model, not a curated record. NCBI's taxonomy places the organism in Eukaryota, Fungi, Ascomycota, Eurotiomycetes, Eurotiales, Aspergillaceae.